AUGUCUGGCAGAACGCUGUUACUCUCUCCUCCGUCCCUUUCCUCCCAACCGGAAAGAUUGAAUGGUAUCCUUCAGUCUUACGACCGCAAGACAACUGAUCUGCAGAUGCUAGAUCGCUUGAUCCUUGGGGUUGUAAAUCUACCUGAUGCCGCAUAUUCCAGGAUCAUCAUAUUGGCUGGUGAAGAGGACUCAAUUUCUGAAAGCUCAAAGCUGACCACGCGCGAGACAUUCAGUCAUAUUGCUCGGUCACUCCAAAAGGGUGGGUAUAUCUGCAGCCAGCACGAGCAACAAGGACAAGCAUUCGACCACAACGAAGCUGUAUUAGUUGGACUGAUACCCACCGACAACGGCAAAUUCGUGAAACCAGAUAUCGAGGACAUGCGAGCGGUUCCUCUGCGGCUAGGGAGGAAGAAACAUGACAAAACCAUAAGUUCUAACUUGGCCGAACCUGUUAGAAAUCAUCAGGCAUCACCUACUGUUGCUCAGGACCAGGCCGAGGAUGGUUUCCGCUACUCUAGUGGGCGAAAUAUUGUCACAGCAAGUGCUCAUGAGACUUCUGAUAAUGAAAUCAUCGACGAGGAGGACCUCUUAGAUGGGAGUGAACUCGCGGCCCCUAUUAUACAACCACCGGAAUGUCGCCCGAAAGCAGGAAGGCGCCGUCGGGCUUGCAAGGAUUGCACCUGCGGGCUUGCUCAGAAACUUGAGGAAGAAGAUGCUAUGAGAAGACACGCCGCUGAUAAACAGCUUGGUGCCAUGAAAUUGAGUCAUGGCGACUUGGCCGAAGUCGACUUCACUGUACAAGGAAAGGUGGGAAGCUGUGGGAACUGCUCCCUUGGUGAUGCUUUCCGCUGCGAGAAAAUUGUGGCCUCUGGCAAGGGCUUCGGGAUCCUGGGUACAGCAAUGUUGUCCUCAGCCCUUGCCAGUACCAUGGUUGUAUUCAGUGAUGGCAGGCAUAUGUAA
Messenger RNA from Aspergillus clavatus NRRL 1, 960 nucleotides. RefSeq names its product DUF689 domain protein. Bases 1 to 960 code for a protein of 319 amino acids. The transcript is spliced from 3 exons. The record is from RefSeq and is a predicted model, not a curated record. Gene Ontology annotation, biological process: iron-sulfur cluster assembly. Gene Ontology annotation, cellular component: cytoplasm. Gene Ontology annotation, molecular function: iron-sulfur cluster binding. NCBI's taxonomy places the organism in Eukaryota, Fungi, Ascomycota, Eurotiomycetes, Eurotiales, Aspergillaceae.